Messenger RNA from Pipra filicauda (Wire-tailed manakin), 3999 nucleotides. It is a transcript of the gene MMD2, whose product is annotated as monocyte to macrophage differentiation associated 2. Lineage: Eukaryota; Metazoa; Chordata; Aves; Passeriformes; Pipridae. The record is from RefSeq and is a predicted model, not a curated record. Gene Ontology annotation, molecular function: pore-forming activity. The transcript has 7 exons. Gene Ontology annotation, cellular component: membrane. Bases 361 to 1119 code for a protein of 252 amino acids.
AGGGAGAUCGCGCAGGUUGCUGUGGCCGCGAAGAGUUGGAAGGGAUCCCCCCCCGCCCCCCUUUUUUCUUCCUUCUCCUCCUCUUUGCACAUCUGAGGGCGGCAACGGGGCUGGCUCCCCCCUCCCGGAGGUCGCCUUUGUUUUCCCCGUGUCGCUCUCCCGAGCAGCCGGGGGGGCGGGAGGGGCCGGGGCUGAGCCGGGCUGGGCUGUGCCGGGCUGGGCUGGGCUGGUCCGGCCGCCCCUUCUCCUCCUCGCCCCGCCGGACCCCGCCGAGUUGGUGCCGUUCCCCCGGGCGGCACUUUCCCCCCGCCCCGGGGCUGAGCAGCCGCCGCACCCCGGGACCUCCAUGGCACCGCCGCGAUGUUCGUGUCCCGGGUCCUGGAUUUCCAGAAGACGCGCUACGCCAGGUUCAUGAAUCACCGUGUCCCGUCCAACUGCAGGUACCAGCCGACGGAGUACGAGCACGCAGCCAACUGUGCCACCCACGCAUUCUGGAUCCUGCCCAGCAUCCUUGGCAGCUCCAUCCUCUAUGUCCUCUCUGAUGACCAGUGGGAAACCAUUUCAGCCUGGAUCUAUGGCUUUGGCUUGUCCAGCCUCUUCAUUGUCUCCACUAUCUUCCACACCAUCUCCUGGAAGAAGAGGCAUCUCAGGACUGUGGAGCACUGCCUGCACAUGUUUGACAGGAUGGUGAUCUACUUCUUCAUUGCAGCAUCCUAUGCUCCCUGGCUGAACCUGAGGGAGUUGGGUCCCUGGGCCUCCCACAUGCGCUGGAUCAUCUGGAUCAUGGCGUCUUUUGGGACCGUCUAUGUGUUCUUCUUCCAUGAGCGCUUCUCUGUCGGUCGCAGGUACAAGCUGGUGGAGCUGGUGUGCUACGUUAUCAUGGGCUUCUUCCCCGCCUUGGUCAUCCUCUCCAUGCCAAACAGGGACGGCCUCCCGGAGCUGGUGGCUGGUGGCUUCUUCUACUGCCUGGGCAUGGUGUUCUUCAAAAGUGAUGGCCGCAUCCCCUUCGCCCACGCCAUCUGGCACCUCUUCGUGGCCAUCGGAGCUGGAAUCCACUACUACGCCAUCUGGAGGUACCUCUACCGGCCCGGAGCGCUGGAGACCAAAACGUCCCGGUAGAAGCCUUAAAGACGUUGUUUGUGCCAACGGGCACACGGGGGCACGGAGGGGAGUGGGGAGGGAGCCUACACUGUGGGCUCACCCCAAACCACCCCCUGGCCCUGCAGGCAGCAGCUGCUGGUGCCCCUCCCGCACAGACAGGAGAGCCUGGAGGUCGAUUUUAAGCAUUUUUCUUUUUUAACCUCGGGAACUGUUCUAUUUUUUUAGGCAAAGGUUUCAUAACAAAGUGACCGACUGAGGGGCCGUGGGUAAUAGGGGGCUUCACCUGCUGGACUUGCCAGGCUCUUCGCUCACUCACCUGGCCUCGAGCAUCCCAUGGGAGUGAGGAUCUUGGCCCCAAUGCCCGUGGCUAGUGACACCCUGGGUUUGGCUACUGGAGUCCUUAGCAUGAGCCACCCAGGGGACUGGAGGUGUCAGGAUGGGGGGAAAGACCCAGUGGUGGAGGAGGGGCAUGGUGACAGCCCUGCACCACUCAGACUCGGCUCCUAAGUGGUCCUAAGUCGUGUCAGCAUUAACUGCUCCCUCCCAAGUGCUUGACAGGAAGGUCCAGACUCAAAAAGCCUUAUAUGAGAUUGAAACUUGAAUCUCUUCCAGGGCGCCCCAGCCUCUGAGCACCGGGAAACCCUUUCUCUAAGCCAAUAUUAAGUGCACAACUUGGUUCAUCCUCUAGAUGGGCCCUGGGAGCUCCCACGGACAUUUUCUCCCUGGGGUGCUUUGCUUUCCUGUUUGGCCUCAGUGCCAGUGGCAGCCCAAAGCAUGGCUCCCUCCCAGGCUCUGCUGCACGUGUGCCUUUGGCACGGAGCAGAGCUGGGAUCCAGCUCCUGGCAUCCCCCUGAGUGGGGCUAGCCCAUCUGCUUCAGGGGAUUCCCUUUCUCUUUGAGGGAGGGAAGUGAACCUCCUUGGACUGGGAUCAUGGGGCUGCCUGCCUUCUCUGCUUCCAUUUUGAUGAUAAGCCUGUUGCUCAUCAGAUUUAAUUCCACUUUUGGGAGGAUUUCUGACAUUCCCAGGAUCGCUGCAGGGAAGGAACGCAUCCGCAUGAUGCUUGGAGGUGAGCUGGGACAGGGAGAUCCUAGUGAUGCUCCAUUUUUAAAUGCCUAACUAUGGCCACAAAGUGCUAACACAGGAUAACAAGACAUGGAACAUCCAUCUGGUUGUUGGGAGCAGCCUUGAUGGUGCUGGAAUGGCAAACCCACACCAGGUGUUGCUCCCCAAACACACCGGCAGAGCUGCUGGAGCCAGGAGGGUCUGGUGUGUGCUGGCUGUGGUACCUGCGGGGAUCUGCUCCCAGUCCUGCCUGCACCUUCCCUGUUAGCCCUGAAGGCAUCGAUUUCCCAUCAUCUCUUUCUGGCCUUCGAUUAAUCACAACUGCAGAGGUCUUGGUGUGACGUGGCAAGCGAAGGAGAUUUAUGGCCACCAUCCCACAUCUCCCGUUUCUCCAUCUCCAUGCUGAGGAGCUGAGCUCCCAGCUCUGCCCCACCUCCCACAGAGCUGAGGCCUCCCCAGCCUGCAGUGCCCUGGGACUAGCUCUGCAGGGCUGUGCCACUUUGCAGCAGAUUACCAAAGAGGAAACAUCUGGAUAUUCAUCCCCUCCUGAUGCUCUGGUCACCAGGUCAGCAAAAAAAUCCAGUGGGUUUUCGCUUCCUAUAAGGGGCUCUGGGUGCUGUGCCCAGCACCCCAGCGUGGCAUGGGGCUGCUGGGGGUCUCUGCCCAGGGCACCCCAAAGCAGCCUUUGGGCUGAGGUUUCCCCUUGGGGUGACAAGUGGUCUUAGGGAUAUAGGAUGAACAAGCUCAUGUGAGCCCAGGCUCUGCUGCUGCCUCUCCUGGUCCCCCAGGUCCCAGCCCUUGCUCUGUCACCUACCACAGAUGGAGGGGUGGAGAAGGACAAGCUGUGAGUAACCAGCAGUUGAUGGAGCAUAUCUGGGGUUGGAAUAGCAGGAUAUAAAGGUCCCAGAAUGGGAGAUGCCAUAUUUUCUGUCUGACAAGUCAUUACCCUUCUCUGUGCCUCAGUCUCACCAUCUGUAAAAUGGGGGUGAAGACACCAACCUACCUCACAGGGCUCAUGUGAGGACCCCGUGAAGCACUUGGAGGACAGCCAGUGCUUCACAAACACGUGCUUCAAUUUUCACUGAGUCUGGGGGAAUGGAUUCCCAGACCCACUGUGGGCCACAGUGACAACUGUGGCUCAGGGUGCCUGGCCCUCCUCCCCGUCCGCCACUAAACCCAUGGGGAACCACCCUGGGGACAGACCAUGCAAACAGCCAUAGGCAAACGUCCCCUGCCAGGGCCUGAGGAUGCCCAAGGACCACCAUUGUGUUUUGUCUGUAGGCUUCAUCCCAAGGGAUUUAACUUGGAAACCAUUUUGUCAUCGGCAGCUUUUGGCUCUAAAUCUGUUCCAGGGGCUCCUGAGGCACAGGGAGGUGCCAGAAGGACCUUUCUGGGGCUACUUCAUUUCAGUCUCCUGCUGAAAAUCCAGGGCAGGACAGAUGCCUGGGCAGGAAUGGGUGGUUGGACUCCGUCUAGGACAUCACCACCUUCAACCUGGAUUUGCUGAGUGGGCUUCUCUGUAAUUGAGAAGUCCCCCCUCUUGCUCCUAAAUCCUCCCCUUGCAAAGCAGGAUUGGGGGGAGGGCACAGAGCAAGUUAUCAGAUUGUCCUCCUAUUUUAUACUAAUUUUAAGUGACUCUCAACAUUCAGGAUGUCUGUGGAGGAGGGCUUGAGGCAACUUUUUAGCAUCUCAUGUUUUUCACCAUCCACCCUUGUUCAAUCAGUAUUUUAUAUUUAACACAGUAUUGGGUCAAAUACAAACAAGUAUAAGGAAGAUAACGCUAGUGAAUAUUGUUUCCUGUGGAGUAGGAUUGAAAUAAAAACUCAAGAUACCUCA